GGACAUUUUCUCUCUUAGUUUUUGAGAAAUUUUCGUUCUUUUUGUUUGUUUCAUAUGCACAGAGACUGGGAGAGCAUAAGCAUUGUUCAUUUCUUUCUAUGAACUUUGCAAAACUUAGCUCUAUCAUGUAUAUCAUUGAGAGGGAAAACCAAAUCAGGAGCUUACUUUGUCUCCAAUGAUUGAGUUGCUUUGCUAAAACACAAUAAACUUCUGCAUAAGUAGAGGGAGAUGACUAUGGAAGUUACUUCUGAAUCUCAGCAGCAUUCUGUCUACCACCACCAAAGCCAGCCAACUCCAGCAAUAGCUAUCUCCAACACCAUGUCAAAUAGCUUCUCAGCUUCCCAGCACUACAAUGGUGAUUUUCUGUCUCCCCUGUCUGUAAUGCCGCUCAAGUCAGAUGGGUCUCUUUGUAUCAUGGACUCAAUCAGCAGAUCACAAACUCCAGAAACAUUGCCAAACAUCUCCCCAAAACUUGAGGACUUUCUUGGUGGUGCAACUCAUGGAAGAGAGGCGGCCACAGCUCUAAGCUUAGACAGCAGAUAUUACAAUCAAAAUCCUGAGGCUAACUCAGAAAGACAACAACGUAUUCUUCUUCAUUCUGAGCGAUACUAUUCUGGAAUGUUCCAUUAUCCUGCUGAGGAUGUCAACAAGGAGUCUCAUAUUGCAAGUUAUUGCUCUGAAAUUCGACAAGAUAUGGAGCAGCGCAUCAAUGGCUGCUUUGGAGGAGGGAGGAAUUGCCAAGACUUGCAGACACUUAGCUUGUCCAUGAGCCCUGGCUCUCAGUCUAGUUGUGUUACUACACCAAGCCAAAUUUCUCAAUCUGGACAAGCCACCAUGGAGACAAAGAAAAGGGCUUUGGCUGAUCGAAAGCAGCCGGUCCAUCGGAAGUCGAUCGACACGUUCGGACAAAGAACUUCACAGUAUAGAGGUGUUACAAGACAUAGAUGGACUGGUAGAUAUGAGGCUCAUUUGUGGGACAAUAGUUGUAAGAAGGAAGGUCAAACCAGGAAAGGGAGACAAGUUUAUCUCGGUGGCUAUGAUAUGGAGGAGAAAGCAGCAAGAGCCUAUGAUCUUGCAGCUCUCAAGUACUGGGGACCCUCCACACACUUAAACUUCCCAUUGAAGAACUAUGAACUUCAAAUUGAAGAAAUGAUGAACAUGAACCGCCAAGAAUAUGUCGCGCACCUGAGAAGGAAAAGCAGUGGAUUCUCCCGGGGAGCUUCCAUAUACAGAGGAGUAACUAGACAUCAUCAGCAUGGGAGAUGGCAAGCUCGGAUUGGAAGAGUCGCGGGGAAUAAAGACCUUUAUCUUGGAACAUUUGGCACACAAGAGGAAGCUGCAGAAGCAUAUGACAUAGCAGCUAUCAAGUUCCGUGGCAUAAACGCCGUGACAAACUUCGACACUUCAAGGUACGACGUAGAAAGGAUCAUGGCGAGCAGUAGCCUCCUCUCAGGAGAAUUUGCAAGACGAAAUAGAGAUCACAAACCAACCAACGCCAUCAAACAUGAAGAACCAAAGCAGAACAUCUCUCGAACCGACCCCGCGGAGAUAUACAACAACAAUUUAGAUUGGAGGACUGUAUUCCACGAGAACCUGCUGCUGGAUCCAAGCGCAAGCGUCGAAUCCAUAGACCAAAAGUCCAUGGCCUCGAGCGGCGGAUACCUGAAUAAUCUGAUCGGAGUCGUCGUAGGUUCAAGCAAGUACAAGGCUCAAUUCUCCAAUGCUUCAUCUGUGGUGAGCAGCUUGAGCAGCUCAAGGGAAACUAGUCCUGACAAGCCAAAUGGCUCCUCCUCGGUUCCAUUUGGAAGCAAUGGAAGAAGUAUUUGGAAGCAAAUGAGGCCAGCUCCUAUUUCUUUGCCUGUUGAGUCAACUGUUGGUUGGAAUGAUGCCUAAGACAAAGCUUCGUUCCAUGUCUUUCUUCAUUGUUAAAAAAAACAUGUAAUGAACUGUCGGAACUGCACUCACGAACACAAGAAUCUAAUCCAAAUCCAAUCCACCUUGUUUUCCUCGAA
Cucurbita moschata (crookneck pumpkin) is the source of this 2012-nucleotide messenger RNA. Its product is annotated as AP2-like ethylene-responsive transcription factor ANT. Bases 229 to 1893 code for a protein of 554 amino acids. The record is from RefSeq and is a predicted model, not a curated record. The transcript is spliced from 9 exons. Gene Ontology annotation, biological process: regulation of DNA-templated transcription. Gene Ontology annotation, molecular function: DNA-binding transcription factor activity; DNA binding. NCBI's taxonomy places the organism in Eukaryota, Viridiplantae, Streptophyta, Magnoliopsida, Cucurbitales, Cucurbitaceae.